AUGGAAUUCCUACCUUCGGUAUCAACUCAAUCUAUCCUCGAAGAGAUGGCCGUCAGCCCUAGAAUCAAUAAUAACCAAAAUGGGGCCUCCCAUGUAAAAUCAUGGAAUGGAAACCAACCCGAACGCGCUCGAAACCUCCCCGCAAAGAGAUCUCUAGACGUGCCCUUUCGCAAAUCACUAUCCGAUCCUACCGCAUUGAGUAGGCCCGGCCUUCAGGCUCGACCCUCUCUCAUGCGAAGUGCACUCAGCCAGGUUCCCGAGCACUCUGAGGAGAUUGGGCAGGGGCCCUGGACAUCUGAGGCAUUGGAUCUCUUUGAUUUCUGGCCUCCAGGUCGACCAAAGCCAUGCUGA
Molecule: messenger RNA, 351 nt
Organism: Penicillium cosmopolitanum
Lineage: Eukaryota; Fungi; Ascomycota; Eurotiomycetes; Eurotiales; Aspergillaceae
Exons: 1
Coding region: 1-351 (116 amino acids)
Source: RefSeq, a predicted model, not a curated record